Messenger RNA from Dioscorea cayenensis subsp. rotundata (Guinea yam), 759 nucleotides. Its product is annotated as probable disease resistance protein RF45. Gene Ontology annotation, molecular function: alpha-tubulin binding. Bases 1 to 759 code for a protein of 252 amino acids. Gene Ontology annotation, biological process: protein folding. The transcript is spliced from 2 exons. The record is from RefSeq and is a predicted model, not a curated record. NCBI's taxonomy places the organism in Eukaryota, Viridiplantae, Streptophyta, Magnoliopsida, Dioscoreales, Dioscoreaceae.
AUGGGAAAUGAUGUACCAAAGAAUUUGCAAACUUUAGUUGGGUUAAAUGCUGGACAAUGGAUAGAGAAUUCACUUCCAAAGCUCGCAAACCUAUUUGAAUUGAGCAUUAAUGAAGUCCCUAAUAAGCAUGUGGAUGCCCUAGCUUCAUCACUCCAGAAUUUGGGUCGUCUUGCCUCCUUUUCUAUAAUUAAUUAUCCUUAUAAUGAAAAUGCAAUUCGUUUGGACAACAUCAUUACAGCCUUUUCCAAUCAACACUGCCUCAAGAAAUUGUAUCUUAAAGGAUGUUUAAAAAGUGAACAUCUUCCGGAUAAUGAUGUAUUUCCUCAACAACUAGUGGAACUAUAUCUGUCAUAUGUUGGAUUGAAGCAAGACCCAAUGGCAACACUAGAGAAGCUGACAUGUCUCAAACAUCUACGACUCGAUCGUGCAUAUAGAGGCAAAAAGAUGAAAUGUUCAGCAACAGGUUUCCCACAACUGUUAUCCUUGAGAAUUUCGUGUCUUGAUAAACUUGAGAAGUGGAAGAUUGAGGAGAACGCAAUGUCAUGCCUCAAGUUUUUGGGGAUCUACGAUUGUUGUGGGUUGAAGAUGAUUCCAGAAGGACUGAAGAAUGUGCCACUUCGUCAAUUGAAAUUAUCAGAUAUGUCUGAAGUAUUGGUGACUAGGAUUAAGGAGAAUACAGGAGAAGACUGGAUAAAGAAAUUGCUGAAGAAAUUGAUGAAGAAAUCGCUAAUUCCUUUAAUUAUUUGGUAUAACUUUUGA